AGCACCCGCUUCGCCUCUCUCUCUCUCCUUCCUCCUCUUCCUCCAUUUCUCUCUCUCUCUCGCGCCUCCUCCACCGCCGUACUCCGCCGCUCGCCGGAGCUCAGGUGGAGCUGUGUCUAAAUUGCCACAUACCGUAUAUGCUAGAGUGAAAAAUGGAGGGAUCUGGCAAAGGAGGUGGGGGUACUGAAGUGCUGUUACGAAAUUACAAGAUUGGGAAAACAUUGGGCAUUGGCUCAUUUGGAAAAGUGAAAAUUGCUGAGCAUAUAUUGACGGGCCACAAGGUUGCUGUCAAGAUCCUCAACCGCCGGAAAAUAAAAAGCAUGGAAAUGGAGGAGAAAGUGAAGAGAGAGAUCAAGAUAUUGAGAUUAUUCAUGCACCCCCAUAUUAUACGCCUUUAUGAGGUCAUAGAGACACAAACAGACAUCUACGUUGUCAUGGAGUACGUUAAGUCCGGUGAGCUGUUUGAUUACAUUGUGGAGAAAGGGAGGCUACAAGAGGAUGAGGCUCGUCGUUUCUUUCAGCAGAUCAUAUCUGGUGUUGAGUACUGCCACAGAAACAUGGUCGCUCACCGUGAUCUAAAGCCAGAGAACUUACUAUUGGAUUCAAAAUCUAAUGUUAAAAUUGCAGAUUUUGGCUUGAGUAAUGUACUGCGUGAUGGCCAUUUUCUGAAGACUAGUUGUGGGAGCCCAAACUAUGCUGCUCCUGAGGUAAUUUCUGGUAAAUUAUAUGCUGGUCCAGAGGUUGAUGUCUGGAGCUGUGGUGUGAUCCUUUAUGCUCUUCUUUGUGGUACUCUUCCGUUUGAUGAUGAGAACAUCCCCAACCUGUUUAAAAAAAUUAAGGGUGGUAUAUAUACUCUUCCUAGCCAUUUGUCAUCUUCAGCGAGGAACUUAAUACCUAGAAUGCUAGUUGUUGACCCCAUGAAGCGAAUGACAAUUCGUGAAAUCCGCGAACAUCAGUGGUUCCAAGCUCGACUUCCUCAUUACUUGGCCGUGCCUCCGCCUGAUACAACACAACAAGCUAAAAAGAUCGAUGAAGAUACACUUCAGGAAGUAAUUAAAAUGGGUUUUGCCAAGAACCUAGUGAUUGAAUCUAUCCAAAACAGAAUGCAAAAUGAGGCUACCGUUACAUAUUUCUUACUUUUGGACAAUAGGUUUCGUGCUGCUAGUGGCUAUCUCGGUGCUGAGUACCAAGAAGCUACGGAUACUGGAUUCCCUCACAUGACUUCGUACGAUACACCAACUUCCGCACACCGUCUACCAGGAUAUAUGGAUCCUCAGGGAAUUGCAUUGAGGUCACAUUUUCCUGCAGAAAGAAAAUGGGUUCUUGGACUCCAGUCGCGAGCUCAUCCACGAGAAAUAAUGACGGAAGUCCUUAAAGCACUACAAGAAAUUAAUGUUUGCUGGAAAAAGAUUGGGCACUACAACAUGAAAUGCAGAUGGUCACCCCGCUUUCCUCAAGGCCAUUCCGAAAGUAUGCUUCAUGCCAACCAUAGCUUUGGCAAGGAAUUGACCAUUGUGGAAGCUGACGAUGAUGUCGAUGGCAAUUUAUCUAAUGCAGUCAAAUUUGAAAUUCAGCUUUACAAGACGAAGGAAGAGAAGUAUCUGCUCGACUUACAGAAGGUUAGUGGGCCGCAGCUCCUCUUCCUCAACUUGUGCGCAUCCUUCCUCGCUCAGCUCAGGGUCUUGUGAUGCUUGGUUGAUUGACAAUUACAUUUUGGGCUCGUUUGGUGUCCGAGGUUGGAUUGAACAAAGCUAAGACGAGAGCGCGAUAUUGAGGGGUGCGCGUAGCGACUCAGAGGCGGUCGAGGUGGCCAAAAGUUAGCAUCAUUAAAUCUGGUCGGUUCACAUAAUUCUUCCUGACCAACCCUACAUGCGGCGAUGCUUGACGCUUUUGACUCGCGCAUCCCUCGUUCUCUCUCAUUUUCGCUGUCUCAUUUUAUCCGGUUCAAUUCAGUCCUGGGUGGCAAAUGGGCUUUUUAUUUGUGUGUUAGAAUAUUGUAAACAUUUGUUAUGAAGCUGAACCUUAUAAAUGUACAUAGACUAACCUUACGAUGGCUGUAAGAAGCUUCUCCUUACUGAGAUUCCGUACUCUCUCUCUCUCUCUCUCUACCAGUUGUCAUAUAUCAUUGGCCAGUGCCCGCUGAUGGGCAAAUGCUGUAAUUAAGAAAUUGCACGUUGUUUGCUUGCAUAUCUGUUAGGA
Messenger RNA from Ananas comosus (pineapple), 2199 nucleotides. Its product is annotated as serine/threonine protein kinase OSK1-like. Gene Ontology annotation, molecular function: protein serine/threonine kinase activity; ATP binding. Lineage: Eukaryota; Viridiplantae; Streptophyta; Magnoliopsida; Poales; Bromeliaceae. Gene Ontology annotation, cellular component: cytoplasm. Gene Ontology annotation, biological process: protein phosphorylation; intracellular signal transduction. The transcript is spliced from 11 exons. Bases 153 to 1688 code for a protein of 511 amino acids. The record is from RefSeq and is a predicted model, not a curated record.